GUGAUAUCCAAAAAAAUAUAGGAAGAAUUAUGUACUAAAAAACGAACAAACUGUUUUUGCAGGUCUAUUUUGUUGUGUUUUCCAUUCAUUUUGUUGAAAGUACCUUACAAAAAAUUAAGUAGUCUCUUGCCAGUCUUAACUCAUCAGGUGAAUAGUCGGUUAGGCUACGUUAAGCGUCAAUAUUUUUUCAGAUAACCAUCAGAUUUGCUAGAAGUAUUGAUCAAAACAUUUUUCGCGAAUAUUUCCAGAGUGGACCCCAAUCAACUCUGGAAACAUAAUCACAGCCGAUUCACGUGGACCGGCAUUCGCCAUAGUCUGGCUAGCCUCUAGAAAAUCCGUCCCCCCUCAGCCAGAUAUCCAGAUUGUCCAUAUAUACGGAGCAAUUCGCUCUAUAGAGCCAUAGUCAACCGCUACCGACUCAGCGCGUCGCCUCGAACAGUUCAGUGCAUAUCACACUUUCCGGACUCACUGCAGGUUAAUAAAAACAGUCUCCAAGAUGAAAGUCGAUAUCACCGUGGACAGUGCUAACGUGAAAUACACCCCCAACUACAUCGAGGCCAAGUAUGACUACCAGUACACCAGUGCCGUCAAAGAGGGAAGCAGAAUUUUGGUCACCCCUAAAACUGAAAAACUAGUCCUUAGGACCACCCGCAAAGUCCCACGAUUGGGCGUAAUGCUUGUCGGUUGGGGUGGAAACAACGGAUCCACGUUCACCGCUGCUGUCAUCGCCAAUCGCCUAGGCCUUUCAUGGCCAACUAAAAAAGGGGUGCAAAAAGCCAACUGGUUUGGAUCUUUAACCCAAGCAUCUACAGUUCGUCUAGGGGACAAUGUUCACGUCCCAUUCUGUAACCUCUUGCCCAUGGUGCAUCCCGAUGACAUUGUCAUCGAUGGAUGGGACAUUAGCUCUAGGACGUUGGCUGAAGCCAUGGAACGUGCCCAGGUUCUGGAACCCGCACUUCAGGAACAACUGAAACCUCAUAUGCGCAACAUGAAGCCUCGACCAUCUAUGUACUUCCCUGAUUACAUCGCGGCUAACCAGCCAUCACAUAAAUUCUUUUUGUUUCAGAAAAGCCGAGCUGACAACGUCCUCGUGGGUUCGAAACUGGAGCAAGUGGAAAAGAUCAAAAUGGACAUUGAACAGUUCAAAAAGCAAUCGAACGUGGACACUGUCAUCGUGCUGUGGACCGCAAACACUGAAUGUUUCAGCACGGUCAUGGAAGGCGUCAACGACACAUACGAAAGCAUCAAGAAAGCCAUCGUUCAAGACCACUCUGGAUUGUCUCCUUCAACUCUGUUCGCUUAUGCCUCCAUUGCCUGUGGGUGCACUUACAUCAAUGGUUCUCCCCAAAACACAUUUGUACCUGGCAUUAUAGAAUUCGCCGAAAGGCAAGGAGUUUUCAUUGCUGGAGACGACUUCAAAUCAGGUCAAACCAAAAUCAAGAGUGUCUUGGUAGACUUUUUGGUCGGUGCCGGAAUCAAACCUGUAAGCAUUGUAAGCUACAACCAUCUCGGAAACAACGAUGGCAAGAACCUGUCGGCACCAAAGCAAUUCAGAUCCAAAGAGAUUUCAAAGAGUAACGUUGUGGACGACAUGGUGGAAUCAAACGAAAUCCUGUUCAAACCAGGGGAAAAACCAGACCACGUGGUUGUCAUCAAAUAUGUCCCAUAUGUUGGUGACUCCAAACGAGCUCUAGAUGAAUACACCUCCGAGAUCAUGAUGGGCGGAACCAACACCAUUGUGAUCCACAACACCUGUGAAGACUCCUUGUUGGCCACACCCAUCAUUUUGGAUCUCGUGCUUCUGGCCGAACUCUUCUCCAGGAUCAAAAUCAAGCGCGAAAACUGGUCUGAUGAGGAAUACACCGGAUUCCACUCCGUCCUCAGCUUGCUCAGUUACCUGUGCAAGGCUCCCUUGGUCCCUCCAGGUACUCCUGUGGUCAACGCCUUGGCCAAACAGAGGGCAGCCAUUGAAAAUGUCAUGAAGGCGUGCUUGGGCUUGCCUCCAGACAACAACAUGACCCUGGAACACAAGGUACCGUUCCUCAUGGUCGCCCAUUCCAAAGAGAAGAAAGAAAAUGGCUUGAAGCUGGAUCAUUAAUAAGGCUGUGAUUACACGUAUUACUAUAUUCGCUGUGUUGAUGUAGGAAAUUCAAAUGCUUCAACAGUAGUGUCAGGUGAAUAUUCUAGCAGCACAUUAUAUGAAAAUGUUGACCAAAACUAGUCGGCUCAGUGAGUAUAGUGAUCAAUAACUCGAUUGUUUGUUGGAGAUAUUUGCAUCUUGAUGUUACAUUAACAUCAUUAAAAUAUGAACUAACUUUUUGUUUAUCUUGAGUACGGUGCCUUUGAUCCUUAUUUAACAAAUAUUGAUUUAAGUUGUACCAUGUUUGCAAAUUUACAUAACAUGUAUAGCCUUCACAUAUUCAACAUUUUAGCAUUUCGUUUGUAUAUGAUGCAAUACUCUAAAUAUUUAUUGAAUGAUUACGAUCAAAGAUUAUUAUGAAAUGUGAUUUCAAGUAGGAAGAGUCCAGAAAGUCUAUUAGACUGAUUCUGAGGAUGAAGCCUUAUAUUCUGGCCUUCAGAUUGUUUGAAAUAUCCAAACGUGAUCUGUAGAUACGAUAUUCUACUGGAAUGUUUUAUAUAAUUGGAGCUUUAAGCUUUAACUUCUUACUACUUGUUAAUUAUUUUAGACAUUUUAUUUAUUGCUUUUCUCAGGCAUCUUGUACUGUAGUGAAUACAAGAACAGAAGUACUUUGUAACUACUAUAUGUAAGAUGCUUAAAUUGAUGUACUUCCAAAGAAUUUAGCAAUAAAGAUAUAAAUUAUAA
Acanthoscelides obtectus is the source of this 2824-nucleotide messenger RNA. Lineage: Eukaryota; Metazoa; Arthropoda; Insecta; Coleoptera; Chrysomelidae. The record is from the annotation of a GenBank genome assembly.